Molecule: messenger RNA, 1068 nt
Organism: Aspergillus oryzae RIB40
Lineage: Eukaryota; Fungi; Ascomycota; Eurotiomycetes; Eurotiales; Aspergillaceae
Exons: 2
Coding region: 1-1068 (355 amino acids)
Cellular component (GO): mitochondrion
Molecular function (GO): (3R)-hydroxyacyl-[acyl-carrier-protein] dehydratase activity
Source: RefSeq, a predicted model, not a curated record
AUGAAGAGGAACGUUUUACUCGCAUUGGGGGGAAGAAGAUCGGCAAUCGCGUUGCGGACAUACUCGUCACUUUGCGAUCGCUUGCAUCGCGAAUUAACAUCACGGAUACUCCCUUUGCACUUUGAUUAUUUGCAUACCCAGCCUUCCCAUCUUCUGAGCUUGACAUUAGCUGAUCUUCUUCCGGGGGAUCUUAUAUCGUCACGUAUUCAUACGGCUCUCCCCUCAGUCACCCAUGCAUCUCGUAUGCCAGCCGGCCAUCACCUGGCUUAUUUUCCUCCGCAGGUUACGCUAUCACAGUUGCUACCAGACGGUACUGAUAUCUUACAUAGCCCCGGUGGACCUUUUGAGAGGCGUCUAUGGGCCGGUGGAAGUGUGAGAUUUCCUGUCACAGGUGGUCUGAUUCUCAACGGCGCUCGAGCUGUCUGUAUCGAAACAAUUCGUGACGUAAUAGUCAAAGGACGUCAAGGGGCAGAGAAAGUAAUAGUUAAAAUAGAGAGGCGAAUGGGCGUGGUACGGGAGGGGGAGGAGGAAGGCAGUAUCAGAGAGCGGAUAUGGAAGGAGACCGAAGACGAAAAUGGGCAUGCUACGAUCAUUGAAAAUAGGAAUCUGGCUUUUAUGCGGAAGAAAACACAAGAUGAAUUGAACUUUGACAGAAUGGAUUUUGAUAACUGUCAGAGAGUUAUAAAACCACCUCCUAGCCCCGAAUAUCGCCUUAAAAUCAAGCCGACAAGAUCAUUACUGUUUCGCUUCUCUGCUCUUACAUUCAAUGCUCAUUCCAUUCACCUGGACGAGGCUUAUACUCAGAAUGUAGAAGGUUUCCGGAACCUCCUUGUGCAUGGACCGUUGACUCUGACACUAAUGCUCACUGUCCUUGAAGCACAUCUCGCCAGGUCUGAUCACACCAUCAGGGAAUUUGACUAUCGAAAUGUGGCUCCUCUUUAUGUCGAUGAACCUCUAACCAUUUGUGGCAAGCCGAAGUCUGGAAAGGAAAAUGUAUGGGAUGUAUGGAUUGAAGGAAAGAAUGGAGGCCUGGCAGUACGCGGUACUGCUUUUACAAGCCCAGUGUAA